Emys orbicularis (European pond turtle) is the source of this 1824-nucleotide messenger RNA. RefSeq names its product EF-hand calcium binding domain 12 (gene EFCAB12). Lineage: Eukaryota; Metazoa; Chordata; Testudines; Emydidae. The coding region runs from base 1 to 1824 and encodes 607 amino acids. The record is from RefSeq and is a predicted model, not a curated record. The transcript has 8 exons.
AUGACUGGGGAAGAUUUGCUCAAAGACACUACCAGCGUCAAGCCGGAACUUGUCUUACAGCACUGUUUUAAACAAUACAAACUCAGAGAUUUGUAUCCAAAGUUUUUCUUUAAAGUGAAACCAAGUAAAUUUGGGCCACCCAAAUCCAGACGUCGCAUUAUUAUCGCACCUCCAAUGGUAAGACCAGCUUCUGAUGGUUCAAAACCCAUUCAGAUCACUGCCAUCGAUGCAAAGGAGGAAGCUGCUGCCUGGCAAGUGACCCCUGAGGUAGAAAGCUGUCCCCACACUCCAGAAGAACCUUCAGAGGCAGGAGAUGAUCUACCAAAGCUGGAAGCUUGGAUAAUGGAAAGGAGAAAGCUCCGGUCUCAACUGGAUAGCCUUGUGGAUGUUGAAAAAUGGCUAAGUCAAAAACUUUGCACCACUGAGCAAGAAGAUAGAGUCCUGGAAAACUUACAAAACUGCAGAGCAAUGAGGAAGGCUGAAAGGCAGUUAGCUGCGACCAGAAAUCUUGAAAACCUGCUGCCAAAGCAUGACCUGCCUCCUCGAAGAAGAGUCAUCCCCAUUAUCAACGCUCCCUAUCCCCAGUCCCUCAUCACCCUGCAUAACCUUCUGCACAAACAAAAGCUCAAGAUGGUGGACUUAUUCAGGAAGGCGGAUAAGGACAAGAAGCAGUUCAUGAGAUCAGACUUCAUUAAAGUUAUCAAGGGGGCCAAAGUCCCUAUCAGUGACAAUGACCUGGAAGAUGUGAUCAUCUUCCUUACUUCUUCAAAACGUGGGAAUUUUAUAACCAGUGACGAUCUGGUUGAAUGUCAAAAUAUAUGGCUGGAUACAAUGAGAGAUCAGACGAAACAACCUGGGGAGGCAAAAACAGCAUGUCCCCGAUUUCACACCCGAAAAGCUGUUUCUAAAACUGUUAGUCGUCCAGCAUCUGCUGCUGGCAAAACCAAAUUGACACAGCCACUAGCUCCUAGUGAACCUGGAGCAAAGUUAACACUGUUAGAAGUUCCUCCUAUCCACACCGAACCGGAUCACAGACCUCUAACCUAUGAGGAAAUGGAGGAGAUUGGGAAGAGAUGCAGAGAUAGGAAACGAUGGGAGAAGGCCAAGGUCAAUCCAAUACAAUGGCUGGAACGCUGUCGACUGGUGAGAUCUGGAAACAAGGCCAUUGAUGAACAUUGCUUGCCAUCUACAAUGGAGAGUGAAAUGGGGGAAAUAAUUGAUCAGCAUCGAAGGACCUGCUACAUGGUCUAUCUGCAGUGUCUCAAAUUAUGCAAAGAAUAUAACAUUCCACUUACCGAAAAGGUCCUGGAAAAAGCCCUGCUGUACCCAGGAGACAAAAUAAUAAAAGAAGGAGCAUAUGUGCGGAAGAUCAGACAGCCGGGGGGUCCCUAUACAACGAUGGAUGGGAGUCACCACCAAAGACGACUGCUUUUAAGCAGACAAGGAUUAAGAAAUGCAUUAAAAAGGAACGCCAAAAAUGGAAUGCAUGGUACAGGGAUUAAGGGGCAACUACAUGGAAAGCAGAAGGCAUACAGAGGCAGCUGGAUGUCAUUUGAGGAUUAUGAACAGUUAACAAGACGUCUGCAUGCGAAGUGGUCUAAUCUGAGCUACAAGUCUCACGACAAUAACUUCUGGCCAGGUCACCUUCUGGACAAGCUGCGUAUUUACCUCCCACAGAUAGAGCCUAAUCAGGAGCAUGCCCUGUUCAGCUAUGUUCAUCCAACACCACCUGUCUAUCCUGGCGUCUACAACCCACAUCGCAGCUGGCCAAUCAGUGACCAGGGAUACGUGACCUAUGGAAAUACUGAGACUCAAAAGUAUUGA